Molecule: messenger RNA, 4230 nt
Organism: Numida meleagris (helmeted guineafowl)
Lineage: Eukaryota; Metazoa; Chordata; Aves; Galliformes; Numididae
Gene: FOXE1
Product: forkhead box E1
Exons: 1
Coding region: 1-861 (286 amino acids)
Biological process (GO): regulation of transcription by RNA polymerase II; anatomical structure morphogenesis; cell differentiation
Molecular function (GO): RNA polymerase II cis-regulatory region sequence-specific DNA binding; DNA-binding transcription factor activity, RNA polymerase II-specific
Source: RefSeq, a predicted model, not a curated record
AUGACCGCCGAGAGCCGGCUGCCAGCGGGCCCCCCGCCGCCGCCGCCGCCGCUGAAGGCGGACCCGGCGCAGCCCGGGGAGGAGGCGGCGGCGGCGGCGGCGGCGCGGGGCGGGCGGCGGCGGCGCAAACGUCCGGCGGAGCGGGGCAAGCCGCCCUACAGCUACAUCGCGCUCAUCGCCAUGGCCAUCGGGCAGGCGCCCGAGCGGCGGCUCACGCUGGGCGGCAUCUACCGCUUCAUCACCGAGCGCUUCCCCUUCUACCGCGACAGCCCGCGCAAGUGGCAGAACAGCAUCCGCCACAACCUCACUCUCAACGACUGCUUCGUCAAGGUGCCGCGGGAGCCCGGCCGCCCCGGCAAGGGCAACUACUGGACGCUCGACCCGCACGCCCGCGACAUGUUCGAGAGCGGCAGCUUCCUUCGCCGCAGGAAGCGCUUCAAGCGCAGCGACCUCUCCACCUACCCGGCCUUCCUCGCCGAGCGCCCCGUCGCGCCGUGCCGUCUGUUCCCGCAGCCCGCCGAGCUGGCCCCGGCCCCCGCCGCCGCCUCCUGCGCCUUCGCCGCCGCCUGCCCCGCGCAGGGCUGCUCGGCCGCCGCGCUGCCCCACGGCUACGGCCCGCUGCCCGCCGCCCCCGGGCCCUACGCGCCUCCCGGAGCGGGGCCUCUGUACGCGCCCCCGGGGCGCUUCGUGCUGCCCGCCUCGCCGCCCGCCCCCGCCGGGCUCUACGGCCGCCGCUCGCCCGCUCCCUACGCGCCGCUGCCCCACGCUUACGGCGCCGGCGGGCAGGUGGGCGCCGCCGAGCCCGGGCUCCGGCAGAGCGGCUUCCCCGGCGGCCCCGACAGGUUCGUCCCCGCGCUCUGACCCGCGGCCCUGCCCGACGGCGCGCACCGGGCGGAGGCGGAGGACGCCGCGCCCCGAGCCGCGGGGGCCCGGCGAGUCCCGCCGCCGUCGGGCUCGGUGAUGGAACCCUCGGAGUCCCCGGGUGCCGCCCGCUUUCCCGGGGCGAGUGCGUAGAGCUCCCGGCCGCCCUUCCCGCUCCCUCCCGGUGCUGCCGCCUGGGACUCUCGGAAGAUGCCGCUGUGAAAAAACUCUGCUGUUCUUGACUUUGUUCGCAGAGUGAAACGCCUGCUGGGCUCGGGCAGGAGGCAGGCAGGAGGAUGCCUUCCCCGUCGAGCCGGAGCCGUGCAAGUGUGGUGUGUGGUGCUGACGGUAGCGCGUCCCUGCUGUCACGCUGCUGCCGCAUCGGUGCUGUGUCCCACAGCAGCAACACAGCCAGGACUGGGAAAGGUUCGGGGGUGCAGCUGAGCCCAGUGGCAUGCUGUGUGCUGCAGGAGGUGGGGAGGACUCUGGGACUCAAAGGGGGAAGUUCUGGGACCGUCAGCCCCUGGAACUGAGAGAGACUUAGUGAGGCUGUGGGGUCUCUGCCCUCUGAGGUCUUCCCAGCCUGACUGGACAAAGCCAAGGGAUCCUCAUCUGGCUUUAGAGUGGGAUCCAGCGCUGAAUUUGGACCGCGGUGGUUUGGACCAGAGAUCAGCAGGGGGGGGUUUCCCAUCCUCAAUUACUCGGGUCCUAGGGUCAGCCCAGCUCUGCCCAUAGCCUAGAGUGGGCAGCAUCUCCAGAAGUGAGGGAGGCAGAGCAUGAAGUCUUCUGAUCUUUGGUUGCGCAUCUUCUGCUUCAAGCUCUGCUAAGGAUGGAAAAAAAAAAAGUGAGAAGAAAACAUGGAGAGGGGGUUUUAAAAUCCAUCCAUGAAAGGCAUAAAGCCUUUAAAAUAGAUCCAUGGAAAAACCCAAGGAGAUUGCUCCAGGCAGAUCCCUCCACCUCUGGAAGGGGACUGGGAAGCCCAGAAAUGAGCAGGACUUGCUCAGGGGCUGUGAGCAGGGGGAAGCAGAUGUAGCCCUGCUAUUGCCACGGUCCUGUACAGCUCCCUCAUCCUCUGGAGGUGGGAGGUGUGUGACUGGGGCAGAAGAAGUAGGCUGGUGUGUGGGUCGUGCAAAUGCUGGAGCUGAGUGGGGAGAGGUGAGUGGGAAGUGCAGCGGGAGCCUCAGCAGGAGCGCUGGGAGAGGAGAGGGUGCGCACAGAUCUCUCAGCAUGGAUGAUGCAGACUGCAGUGUGACUCAGGUGGGAGGCUGGAAGUUGGGAAGGUUCUGUUCCAGCCUCGUGCUCCAAGCAGUCAGCCAGGAGUAAACCCAGGUUCUCAGGGCUCUCCUGCAAUGUCUGAGGCUGGAGGCAGCAGAGUCUUUGGGCAACUUGACUGCCCUUUGGGGGCAAUUUCUUGUGCGCAUUCAGCACCUCUCUAGUCUCACUUCAUGCCUCUCGUCCUGCUGCUGCACACUGCUGCAAAGAGCUCCCAUCCCCUGAGGACACCUGAGUCUUCAGCUCCGUGGGGGACUUUUCAGGUGAGGUCUCCUCAGUGGUAUGAAAUUUAGGUAGAGGGAAGUUCCUUGCCUUCAAUGGUUGCCAAAGUCCAGGUAUCCAGGUGGGACACGACUGGGAGGAAAUGGAGUGUGAGAGUGGAAGGGUGUCCCCACAGCUCGGUGCACGCUCUCUGCGACAAGCAGGGAGGAGAAGCUGUGGGGCAGCCCUCCAUGAAGACAGAAGACAAGCACCGGACUUGGGGCAUGCUGCCCUCCGAGGAUGGCACGUGUUGGGUAAGCCACCUGCAUGCUGGCCAGGAGCUGUGGUCCUGGCCCGGGUGCUCUGUGAGCCUGCUGGUGCCCACCUGCACCUUUGUUCCUGAGGAGCAGCGCUGUCUCUUUCCAUGUCCUUCCCAGUCCCAGUGUGCCCAGGGGCUGCAGCCAUCACAGAAAGCAGGGUCCUGCUGCACCUUCCCAGCUCCGCUCCCAGCCGACCCCCUCUCAACUGCAGGAGGAGCCUGCAGGCCACCAAGGGCUGAGUGUGGCUCAGAGGGACGUGGUGCUUGGGCCUGCAGGGUCUGAGCUGGGUCCCUUUGCUCACCAGCCUGCAUUUCAUGGGCUUUGUUCAAGCAGGGCAGAGCCUCGCUUCCAAGGGAGCUGCAGCUGAGCUGUGUGCUUUGGCUCUCAGUCUGCCUGUUCUGGCCCACGGGGGGUGGCUGUGCAUGCAUGUGCACGGGUGUGAGUGCUGAGGUGUGGGUGCAAGCGUGCCUGCGUGCACUGCUGCUUGUGUCUGACUGCUUGCACUGGUGGGGGCACAACUCACUGUGGACUGCAUGUCUGUGUGCGCAUGUGGGUUCAUCUUCUGUACAAAGUGCCUUUCUAGCAUCAGUGCUUUGCACCGGUGCUGAGCAGGGACAGAAGAAGGUUCUGGGCUUGCCGGUCCUCAGCCACCUCACCCUGGCCUAACUGGAGGCACAGGGACAUUUUUGUUAGUGUGGGUUUUUGGUUUUGUUUUUGUUUUGGUGAUUGUUUUUUUUUUUCUGAUGGGAAGCCCUCCUCAGCCUUCCUCUGGCAGCAGCUGCCUUUACUGUCUGCUGCUUCUCCUCUUGCCAGAGGAUGAGGACUACACCUGUGAGCAUUUUGCCUUGUGUAAGCUCCUCCUGACCUCAGACAGCAUCUAACACAGCUUCAGGAGCAAAACUUGUUGUCUAGAGGACAUGCACCAUAGACCUUUAUGACUCACGAGGUACAAAUUGAAUAGGUUCAGCCAUGUGCUGUUUGCUGGUAAGAUCUAGAUGCCUGUUCUUUUUUUCUCUCCACAUCAUUUCUGCCCACAAAUGAGGGAAACCAGACACUUGGGAAAUGUCAUUCCUGCAGGGAGUGCAGUUAGCAUCGCACCAGGAGCACAGGGCUGCACACCACCUGGGCAGGAUCUGUGCUCAGAGAGGAGCUACACGGACCCUGUGCUGGACUCUGCACAGGGGCUGCGAGGAAAUGGGGAUAUGCCACGUCUGUGGGGAAAUGGGGAUACGCCGCGUUGGACCACGGGAUGUCAAUUCGUGUGACGCUUUGCUUGUAAUUCUCAGCAUAAAGAAACAUUCAAUUUCUGGAGACUCGGCUGUACAUAUUGGAGGGCUUUCCUUGCAGCAAAGUUAGUCUGAGAUUCAGAGUAGCCUUUGAUUUUUGGGAGAUGAGUGUGGCAGGUUGGGGUGGGCGCUUGCAGAAGGACGGAGCAGCGCAGCGCCUGCUCCACGUGGGUUCUGGGGCAGGCACGCCUCGCCUCGCCUUCAGGAAAGCGGUUAGUAAGCGUAGGAGAAAAAAAUAAGUAUGUAUUAGAGAUAUUUUUUGUAUUUACUCUUCUACUUCACCAAAUAAA